AUGGCGUCCAGUUCAAAGUCUCCGUCUAGCAAAUCUGCUGACGCCGAAAACCAGCCACUGAACACUUUUCAGCAGGAUAAAUCUGGAGUUCCAGAGGUUUCAAUAGAGGUCUGCAGUGCCUCUACUUUACCAGGUGUCAGCAUAGGCAUCCACAACAGUUCUGCGGGGUCUUCAACUCUUGGAGAAGCCAUCCAGUUGCGGGAUUAUCGGGAUUCAGAGUGGAGGACAUUGUAUCUCACGUGUUUCCAUUGCGUCUUUCCACCCCCUCAGCAUAGGGAGUCGCUCAUACAGAUCCAUGGGGCCAAACAGGGUCUCGACCGCUGGGAAGAUAAGCCGGCCAAUUUUCACGACCCGCAAAUUCGCGAAGUCCUCCGAGUCGACCAUCCAAGCCGCCGUGAUCUUGAGGCUGCUAUUGCCACAGACAAAUCCACCAUCCAGCAGCGAAAGACUCCUGCUUACCAGAGAAUGGAAUCCCGCAUCAAGGCCGAGGAAGCAGGGGAGGAUGUUUUCGUGGAGCCGAGAGAGAGACAACGCUACGAAAAGAUACUCAAGCCGAUCGAGAUGUUUCAGGAACGACUCGACAAGUCUGAGUCAUUCUGGCACAAGAAGCUCUAUUAUCUCGGGAGGGUGAUCGCAGGUAGUGGCCUGCAUCGCACAAAGGAACGCUUCAUCGACGGGGGCAGAACAGGCGUGGAAACGAUGGACUGGGCCUUGAUAUCCGCUUUGAAAACAAGAGAGGGCCUCAACAAGCCAUUUCCGUAUACCGAAAGAGCCAAGCUCCUAAACAUCACUUACUACCAAGCCAGCGACGUACAACCUGAAUUGGAUAUGGAACUACACAAAUCAGGUCGCUCCACCCAGUGUACUCAAGGUCGCUAUAACGGCGCUAUUUCCGCUGCAAUCGCCCGUACCGAAGACAGCAAUAUUUGUUGGGUAAGCAUGACGACCUACGAGCAUGCAGUGGCAAGGACUGGCAAUAAACCCUUCGCGAAGCCGGGAGACUCUGGGUCGUGGAUAUUCACACCCCAGGGAGAAGUCGUGGGGAUGAUGUUAUAUGGAGCAUGCGAGCGCUUGAAUAUUGUGUACUUCAUGCACAUCGAUGACAUCCUGCAAGAUAUUAAAGAUGUCACUCACGCUUUCGACGUAAGAAUCGCGGAAUAG
This is a messenger RNA of Aspergillus aculeatus ATCC 16872, 1161 nucleotides long. RefSeq lists its product as uncharacterized. The record is from RefSeq and is a predicted model, not a curated record. The transcript has 4 exons. Lineage: Eukaryota; Fungi; Ascomycota; Eurotiomycetes; Eurotiales; Aspergillaceae. Bases 1 to 1161 code for a protein of 386 amino acids.